GCCUCUCUCACACAGCCUCGCUCACAGUGCUGGACUGAACGAGCCCGUGAGACUACCGCCGAGGACUGAGGGGAGCUGAGAGCAGCUCUGCAGCUCAUGUGCUGCUGGUUUCUAUCUUUAUCCCUCUUAUAAUUGGGACGCUGAGGAGAAAUAAAUAGCUCAACACACACUGUUGGGAGGCAAAUGAAUGGAGCACGCUGACGGGGGGGUUUCCCCAGGCUGUUUUCACACCAAUGGAUCUGGACACAAGUUUUGAACUGGCCAAAUUGCAUUUGGCCGAGUAUUUUUUUUGAAUGGUUGGUAAAUUAAUUUUUGUAACAAGAUCAUCUCUAAAGAGCGUGCCGACUGAGCUUCUAGUGGAUUUUCACUGUACCAAUUUACAUCAUAUCUUUGGCUUAAGGAUGUGUUCUAUAGUCCUGCUUCAUCAGUGGAGUCUGGCUGUGUUCUUGCUGUUCUCCCCAGUGACUCUUGAUGGGAGACCAGUUGAUGCACUUAGUAUCAGAACGAGGAGAUCGGUGAGUCACGCCCAGCUGAUGCAUGACAAGGGCCGAUCCUUGCAGGAGUUCAAGCGUCGCAUGUGGCUGCAGGAGCUGCUGGAGGAGGUGCAUACGGCCGAUGAGCAAGCACCACCUGUGCAAAGUAGAACUCCAAUUCAAACCUUCAGUGGGAAUGCUCUACACCAAAAGCCCCCAGGGGCCACCAAAAACCUGCCUGACAGAUUCAGGCUGGACAAAGAGGGCACAAACUUGCCCCAGGAGACCAACAAGGAACUGGCUUAUAAGGACCAGCCACUAAAAGGGGCCACAAAGCGGAAAAAGAAGGUGAGGUUAGGCCGGCGCAGGGAGAAUGACAAGAGGCGGAGGCGGGCACGGUCUACCACAAUCACAACAAAGGAACCAUGAAGGAUGCAGUAACUUGGUUCAGAGACUCCUAAUAGCCUUUAUAUGGUACUGCACUAAGAUACUGACACUACUCCAGCUGGACUGAGGUCUGACAGACUGGAACCACAGCGGACUCAGUCACAGUCAUAUAAGAAGCCCGGGGCUGUGCUUGUAUGAUAAUAUUUGCUAUCUGUGUACCAUUUUAAAGCAAUCUCAUCCCAUACAUCCUGGAGUUUCAUCGUAACAUCUUCUUAGGUCCGUAUUUAUUUGGAUAAUUUUCACGCCUCUUUAGCCCUGACUAAAUUCAAAACAAAGCACACAGUAUGUUAUAAUCUCUCAACAGUGUGCACAGGUAGAGCAUAGAAGGAAGUAUUUAUUGCCUGAAUAUAAUGUUUCUUCAAACAUCUGGAUGGUGAGUGGUUUACUUUAGUUCGGCUCCGUUGACUAUCAUGGACUUACAGUUACAAACUGUUCAUUUCAUACAUCUGUUUUAACUGUGCUGACAUAAUUUAUUUCACUUUGAAAGUGUGUAUUUAUUUGUGAAUGUAUCAUGGUGCUGCUGACGAAAUUCCAUAAUGCACUUUAGUUAUAUCCUGUAAAUGUUCUUUUGUGGUUGCGUUUUAUUUAGAUGUUUCUGUUUUGAUGGACGUGCUUUCCUCUCCCUCCUUAAAUCCCUCAUGGACUUGUAACUUAUUGGAUGCUUCAUCAGACUCAUUCUCAUCAUUCUGCAUCAUAGGUUAUAUUUUUAUAGAAUAAGCCCCAGUCAGGGACCGUCAGAUCCAUUUUAUGUUCUUCAC
Molecule: messenger RNA, 1678 nt
Organism: Pleuronectes platessa (European plaice)
Lineage: Eukaryota; Metazoa; Chordata; Actinopteri; Pleuronectiformes; Pleuronectidae
Product: parathyroid hormone-related protein
Exons: 3
Coding region: 294-902 (202 amino acids)
Biological process (GO): osteoblast development; adenylate cyclase-activating G protein-coupled receptor signaling pathway; regulation of chondrocyte differentiation
Cellular component (GO): extracellular region
Molecular function (GO): hormone activity; peptide hormone receptor binding
Source: RefSeq, a predicted model, not a curated record